Messenger RNA from Sclerotinia sclerotiorum 1980 UF-70, 2394 nucleotides. RefSeq lists its product as hypothetical. The transcript has 5 exons. Bases 1 to 2394 code for a protein of 797 amino acids. Gene Ontology annotation, biological process: regulation of transcription by RNA polymerase II; DNA-templated transcription. Gene Ontology annotation, cellular component: nucleus. NCBI's taxonomy places the organism in Eukaryota, Fungi, Ascomycota, Leotiomycetes, Helotiales, Sclerotiniaceae. The record is from RefSeq and is a predicted model, not a curated record. Gene Ontology annotation, molecular function: RNA polymerase II cis-regulatory region sequence-specific DNA binding; DNA-binding transcription activator activity, RNA polymerase II-specific; zinc ion binding.
AUGGAGGACACUCGAUUUGAUUCAUCUCGCAAACGACCACGACCAGUGGUGUCUUGUUUGAGAUGUCGUGAAAAGAAAUUGAAAUGCGAUCGACUUUUACCGUGUCAAAAUUGUACCAAGAUCCCAGGUGGCUCAACAGAAUGUACUUACAAUCACGACCCUACCAAAUCAAUCCCGAAAUCACGACCUGCAACAAAUUCACCAGGAGAUCGCACACCUGACCUCAAGAAUGCGCCAACAUUAGGAAAUAGUGUAAAUAUCAUCCAGAGUAAUAAUGGUGGGGUUGGGGUUGUGGAAGAACUUCAAUCUCGUGUCGCAAGACUUGAAGAGCUACUGCAAGUCUCUGGAAAGUUAUCAAAUAUUCAAAGGUCGACAUCACAAUCAUCACCACCUCACAGAAUAUCAAAGCGUACAAAUGUUCCGCCUAGAUUGAUACCAGGUCUUUGUACCCUGGUUGUGAAAGGAUCGAGGAGUAGAUAUCAUGGUCAGAAUGAUCGAAUCACCUUGUUGAACCAGUUUCCCGAGGCAAAAGAUUUCAUAAACAAAAGUGCAAACAGUAAUACUUCCAUCAUUAAUCUUGCCAAAGAUGUUCAAUAUCUACAGCAAAAGUCCCGGGGUCACCUUACCAUGAGAAAGGAGACGUCGAGUCAAGAAAGUGCUGCAAUUCUUUCAAAGCUUCGAGAAUUUCUUCCCGGAAAACCUGUUUGUGACAGGUUGUUAAAGAUCUACACUGAAAAUUUUGAGAAGAGUUCAAGGAUCCUUCAUGUGCCUUCCUUCCUUCGUCUGUACUCGCAAUUUUGGACAUCCCCCGACGACAAGAUAUUCCAAAAUUCAUCAUUUUUACCCCAGUUGACAACUAUACUGGCGAUCUGUUACAAGUUCCUCGAUAGUAAUUCAGGAUUUGAUGAUGAUCAGAAAACAUAUCUGGAAAUGGCAUCGCUUGAGCUUGUAGCGGCUUGGAUUGACACAAUCAGUAGGAAGCAGGCAAUUGAUAUAUCAACCCUGCAAACAGAAACACUUCUACUCCUUGCCCGACAGUUACAACUUCUCUCUCCAGAUAAGUUAUGGUGUGCCACGGGUGCUUUGGUCCGUUCUGCCAUGGUUAUGGGACUUCACUUAAGACCAGCGGAAUUUAAGAAAAUCUCACCGUUUCAUGCCGAAUUAAGGCGAAGAAUCUGGGUAACGAUUGUUCAAAUGGACCUACAAGCAUCCAUGGCUGCAAGCAUGCCAAGUAUUGUUCCCGACAUAGAUUUCAAUCAACUGGCUCCAGCAAAUCUAAAUGAUGCCGAUUUUGACGAAUCUACAACCGAGCUCCCUCCUUCAAAACCUCUCUAUGAAUGGACCGACUCCCUUGCUCAAGUUACAUUAGCUAUGUCUCUAGCCCAGCAGCUGAAGGUUGUGUCGCUUAUCAGAGACAUUAGUCCUGUCAUGGAUCUUACGGAAGUGGUCAGAGAAGGGAGAAAACUGGAGGAAAUCUUGCGACGUGUACCAGCACCACUCAAGCUAGAUGGAACACUUCAACGUUCCCCUUCCCAUCUAUUGGAUUGCGUUUUGUUGGAUAUAUAUCUCAGGAGACCUUUUCUCAAUCUUUAUCGAUUACUUCUGUGGGAAGAGCGACAAGAUGACCCUUCAUUCCGAGAGAUGCAACAGAUUUGUUUGGAAUCAUCAGUCGCCAUUCUUUCUUAUCAGGACUAUUUUGAUCCCUCAGUCGCCGAUCUGGAUCUACUAAGCACAAACUUGUAUUGGACCAUGUUCCAAAUCUGUUGCAAGAAUGAUGUUUUGGCUGCUGUCUUGAGUGUCUGUCAAUAUAUCAAAACAUCAACUUCCGGGUACCAAAGCAAUAUGCCAAGUCCAGGAUUAACGCCGAAUCAAUUUCCAACGAGCCUGCCUAGUCCUCCAGCAACAAGUACACAAUUUUCAAAAGCCAGACUCACUCGGAUAGUCGAAAGCACACUGGAAGGCUUCACCAAAAGAGUUGGGGAGUUCGGUAGUGACCUGAAAGAUGUUCUCAUUCUUUCCGUAGUGAUGCAAUCAGUACGAGCGAAUGGUACAUCUGAUCUAAAAGAGAACUUGAUGUACGAAGGUGCCAAGAAGGCGUUGUCAACAUGCAGGCAGACCUUGCUACAAUCUUUCCCCAAUGGAGAAGUUAAACUUCCAUCUCAUAGUCCUGAAUUGAACAAGGACGAUAAGAGCACAAUUAGGACGGCACCAACAGCAGAUGUCUCAAUGUCUAUCGUAGACCAGGCCAUGUAUACCAGUCAGCCGGGAUAUUUGGAUCAAUUAACCACUUUGACACCUGAAAUCAGCCAGUUCCAAGGUGACAUCUUUGAUUUUUCAGAUGCCGGUAUAUUUAAUGUUGAUAAUGAUUGGAGUUAUAGUGAAUCUUGGCAAUAA